This is a messenger RNA of Nicotiana tabacum (common tobacco), 495 nucleotides long. Its product is annotated as mavicyanin-like. Gene Ontology annotation, cellular component: plasma membrane. The record is from RefSeq and is a predicted model, not a curated record. Gene Ontology annotation, molecular function: electron transfer activity. NCBI's taxonomy places the organism in Eukaryota, Viridiplantae, Streptophyta, Magnoliopsida, Solanales, Solanaceae.
AUGGCAAAUGUGUAUCAAGUUGGUGAUUCUAAAGGAUGGACUUUCAACUACAAUUAUGAUACAUGGACUUUUUUUAAGAACUUUCAACUUGGCGAUACCCGUGUUUUCAACUACGACCCGCGGUUGCACAAUGUGAAACAAGUGAACAUCGACGACUACAACACAUGCAGCAAUAAAACUCUAAUUGCCAGUUUCAAUUCCGGCAGCGAUUCAGUCAUCCUCGCAACUCCAGGGGACUAUUAUUUCUUGUGUGAUAUUCCAGGUCAUUGUGCUUCUGGACUCAAACUUCACGUUAUAAUUGCAGCUCCAGCAACACCUCUAGUGACUCCAAUAGCCCCAACAAAGGGUUAUCCUGAUCAUUUUCCUAGUAAUCCCACAAACAAGCCACCUGAAACUUUGCAACCUUAUCAUCCCUCUGCAAAUACUGCUUAUUAUUCAUCCAAGUGGUUUCCAAUGAGCAUGUUAUUUUCGUUGAUUCUUGCUCUUUGUUUUUAA